Molecule: messenger RNA, 1308 nt
Organism: Teleopsis dalmanni
Lineage: Eukaryota; Metazoa; Arthropoda; Insecta; Diptera; Diopsidae
Product: sodium channel protein Nach-like
Exons: 8
Coding region: 1-1308 (435 amino acids)
Biological process (GO): sodium ion transmembrane transport
Cellular component (GO): membrane
Molecular function (GO): ligand-gated sodium channel activity
Source: RefSeq, a predicted model, not a curated record
AUGAGUUUCAAGUAUUUGGCAGAGAGAAUUUGUACAGAGUCUAGUGUACAUGGCUUACCGUACUUGGUCAAGAGGGAAUUACAUUGGACGGAACGUUUAUUUUGGAUUGCAGUUCUUAUUUCAGCGACCUAUUUCUCAAUCAACAUGUGCCUAAAUCAAUGGGAACGUUUUCGUGAAAAUCCGAUUGUUUAUGCUAUGGAAUUAACUUGGGGCAAAUCAGAUUUUCCUUACGCUGGCAUCACAAUAUGCUCUAAUUAUUACGAUGAAGAAGCUUUCACGCGGCUAAUUCAAGAAAAUUGGCAAGUUAAGCCAAAUGAUACUAAAUACCAAUACUAUUGGCAGUUUUUGUCGGUUUUAAAUAGUUUACAUGUAGAUAAUUUAAAGUCUUUAACGCCUUUUGCUAAAGACAAAAACUUAAAGAAAUUAAAAUUAUUAGAUGUAUUAUUACAGUUGCAUGCUAAACGAUUCCCUACGCAAUUGAAUGAUUCCGUUACCUUAUCAAGUGGUUUGUUAAUCGAUCUUGACAAUCGUUUCAAUCUUUAUGCUCCUGCUAUCACAGAAGGAGGAUUAUGUAAAACAACAUCUCAACUUUCCAAAUACACAAAUCCCUAUGGAAAACUUGUUUCUUUAUCAGUGUCAAAAGUUAUUUAUUGUGGAUUUCUUAAUGAGUGCAAUACAAAAAUAUUGCCAUUAGUUGACAGCAAAACAGACAUUCGAAUAUAUAUACAUAACGUAUUUGAUGUAGUUAUGCCGGGCGAUCGCAAUACCAUACUUCAUGAAAUAAAAGCUGAUGGCUCUUUAACAAUGGAAUUACUUUUAAGUGCCACAACAGCAGAAUCUGGGGUUAGAAAUCUUCCCAUUCAAUAUAGGAAAUGCCGUUAUCCCGAUGAAAAUGUUUUAAAAUACUUUGAGAUCUACAGACCAGGAGUUUGUCGUAGUGAAUGUCGUAUUGAUGCCGCUCUUAGACUUUGUAAAUGUAAGCCAUAUUUUUAUGCUGUGGCACCGGAGGCACCGAUUUGUGAUGUGGAUGGCAUGUUGUGUUUAGAUAGGAAAAAUUGGACACAGACACCUUGUAAUUGUGUUCCACUUUGCGAAGAGAUAAACUACAAUUUACAAAAAAUAUUGCAGAAAACUUCUAAGUUCGAAAGUACAAUCAUCGUAAUGCUAAAUUUGCCCUCAAUGGCUAUUAAACGAAGAGUGGUUUUUAGUACAGAUCAACUUGUUGUGUCUUUCGGUGGUGCUAUAAAUUUAUUUUUGGGUGCAAGUUUUAUAAGCGUUUUUAAUGUUGUCUACAUUUUUGCACAAUAA